AUGUACAAUCUCUCUUUCAUCACUCCCGACUGGGACUCAAAUGAGCGCCAGGCAUUCUGGAGGCUAGAGAAAGUGCCCAGAAUGUCCCUCGGUCUCGUGAAAAACACCUCAGACGUCAAAUUAGCACUCGCUCUCACCAUUUUGCUGGCCCUGCCCCUGAUCCUUGCCGCCCGUAAACUUGUUACUGCGCGGUGUCACCUGCAAGACUUCCCCGGCCCUUCUUGGGCCGCCUACACUCGAUUGUGGCUCUGCAAGACAAUUGCGUCCGGAAACUCGGCUCAAAUAUUUGUCGACGUGAACCAGAAGUACGGUGCUGUUGCCCGCGUGGGACCGAAUCAUCUUGUGACCAGCGAUCCCGACUUGACGCGGCAGAUUCUGGCUGUUGGGUCCAAGUGGCGACGCGGCCCAUGGUUCGACUCAAUCCGCAUCGACCCGCGCGUGACAAACAUUGUCUCUGAGCGAGACCCCCGAGUGCACAAUGCCAUGCGGCGUAGAAUGGCGCCUGGUUACGCGGGAAAAGACAUUCAGGGUCUCGAGGAAGCGGUCGACGAGCGUAUUGACGGAUUUAUAUCUCGCAUCGAGAAGCACUGGGUCUCUAGUGCAACACUGGCAAAGUCGUUUGACAUUGCGAAAAGGAUCCAGUACUUUACCAUAGACACGAUUACGCAUCUCUGCUUCGGGAAGCCAAUGGGCUUCGUCGAGUCCGACUCGGAUAAACACAACUUUAUCGCAACCAUAGAAAUGCAACUACCAAUUGUGCAGCAUUUUUCGGUCAUGCUAGCAUUCAACACAGUACUCAGGUGGAUUUCUGCUGUGCCUUGGGUUAGAGGGCUCGUCGUACCAUCUUCGGCGGACAAAACAGGCAUCGGCGUCAUCAUGGGAUUAUCUCGUCAAGUCAUUGACUGCCGCUUGAAUGAAAGCGAGAAGCCCAAGCCUGACAUGCUAGGGUCUUUCCUGAAGCGCGGACUCAGCCCUGACGAGGCCGAGACGGAGAUAUCCAUUACACUUGUCGCCGGCUCGGAUACUACUGCCACGGCUCUGCGCGCGACGCUACUGUCGAUCAUAUCGACACCGACGGUGUACCAGAGACUCAGCAAUGAGAUAUCCACUGCCGAAGCUGAAGGUCAAAUAUCGUAUCCCAUUCGCAACGACGAGGCUCAGAAGCUGCCCUAUUUACAGGCCGUUAUCCGUGAGGGUCUUCGUCGAUUCCCGCCCAUCACGCAGCUCCGCGAAAGAGAGGCGCCACCCGAAGGCCUCCAACUGCCCGACGGUCGGAAAAUACCCGGCGGCACCUUCGUUGGUCUCAAUGCAUGGGGCACGCAGUUGAAUCCCGUCUUUGGUACAGAUGCACAUGUGUUCCGGCCCGAACGAUGGCUCCCGGAGAGCUACGACGAUGGGGGCCAGCGACUGGCCGCCAUGGCCAAGGUGCAGGAGCUCAUCUUUGGCCACGGCAUGACACGCUGUCUAGGGAUUCCAAUCGCCAUGAUGAAUUUGAACAAGAUGCUGGUGGAGCUUUUUCGCAGAUACGAUAUACAGGCUAUAAACAGCCAGAAGCCUUGGACUAGUUUGUGCUAUGGCAUCUUCUUCCAAAGCGACUUUUACGUGAGAAUCACUCGAAAGGGCUCGGAGGCUGAGGUAGCUUCAGCCUAG
Molecule: messenger RNA, 1650 nt
Organism: Akanthomyces muscarius
Lineage: Eukaryota; Fungi; Ascomycota; Sordariomycetes; Hypocreales; Cordycipitaceae
Exons: 4
Coding region: 1-1650 (549 amino acids)
Molecular function (GO): oxidoreductase activity, acting on paired donors, with incorporation or reduction of molecular oxygen; iron ion binding; monooxygenase activity
Source: RefSeq, a predicted model, not a curated record